ACUCCGUAUCCAUUGAUAAACAGAUCCACGUGGGGCAAGGGAUUUUUGUUAAAGACCUUGCUUUGAAGAUUGUCAGAAAAAUGCCCAGGGUAUGAUCCAGCAUGGCGGUGAAUGUGCUGGGCUUGGUGGUCCUCCUGAUAUGUUACCUCAUCAUCAUCGUAGUUGGAAUUCUGGCCGCCAGGCUGAAGAGGAAAGUGAAUGGGACCUUGCGCAUGGAGGAGGCUAUUGUGGCGGGGAGGGACAUUAAUGUGGUCGUGGGAAUCUUCACCAUGACAGCCACAACAGUAGGGGGAGGUUACAUUAAUGGAACAGCAGAAUCCAUCGCAUCAUCAGGCUUGGUGUGGACACUGGCUCCAUUUGGUAUCUUCAUGGGAUUGAUCACUGGUGGUAUUGUUUUCGCUGGUCGAAUGCGAAAACAUCAAUACCUCACCAUGCUGGAUCCUAUUCAGGAGAGGUUUGGUGACACUGUGGUCGUGCUGGUGUACACAGCCACGCUCUGUGGUGAUGUCUUCUGGACAGCCUCCAUCCUCGUAGCUCUGGGUACGAGCCUCAGUGUGAUCGUGAACAUUCCCCUCAGCAUAGCCAUCGUCAGCUCCUCUCUAGCUACAGUCUUCUACACAAUGUUUGGUCAGAUGAUCUCUGUAGCUUACACGGACAUUGUCCAACUCAUCUUCAUCAUCAUUGGUUUGGGGCUGAGUUUACCUUUUGUUCUAACCAAUGAAAAUGUUGGAAGUAUUUCUGAUACUGCAGAGGUGUGGAUUGGACAGUUUGAUGUCAACAUGACCAGUCCUUGGAUUGACCUAUUCAUUGCCAUGAUUUUUGGAACCAUUCCUUGGCAGGCUUACUUCCAGAGAGUGUUGUCUGUCAGAAGUGCUAGACACGCCCAGAUGCUCUCUGUAGCGGGGGCCUUCAGCGCUGUCAUCCUAGCCAUCCCGUCUAUUCUCAUAGGGGCUGUGGCCACCACUGCAGACUGGACUAACACCACACUAGGAUCCUCCCCCAUGGCACUAAACCAGUCCAGCAUGACACUGCCCUAUGUUCUACACGAGUUCACGCCUAGCUGGGUAGCCAUUAUAGGUCUGGGGGCCAUCUCAGCAGCUGUGAUGUCCUCCAUGGAUAGCUCUAUUCUGGGCUCCAGCUCCAUGUUUACCAAUAACAUCUACAAAAAAAUCAUCAGGAAAAAGGCCAGUGACACAGAGGCACUCUGGAUACAGACGAUCUCCAUACUUUGUGUUGGAGUGAUGGCCACUCUCGUCUCCCUCUUUGUUCCGAUCGUGUACGGACUAUUUAUCCUGGCAGCGGAUGUUGUGUUUGUGAUUGUCCUACCUCAGCUGUUCUGUGCGGUUUUCAUUACAAGGUCCAAUGUAUACGGAGCCAUCACGGGGUUCCUCGUAGGAACUGUCCUACGAAUGGGGGCCGGGGAGUCCCUGUUAGACUGGCAGCCAUUUAUAAAGUAUCCAUUCUACAGCGUGGACGCGGGGCAACAGUUUCCAUUUAGGACAUUUGCAAUGAUCAUUUCACUGGUGACAAUAGUAAUGGUGUCCUUGUUCUCUGACUUGGUAAUGAGGUAUUUAUGUAAGAAUUCACAACACAACAGCUACCUCGUGUCGGGUGGUGGGGAGGUUAACACACAAACCCAGAAUAUAGGAAGUCACUCAUCACAUCACCCACUCAUCUCUUUUUAAGUGACACCACACAGCUCAAAGUGACACCACACAGUUAGUAAGAAUGUCAACUUUUGUAAUGGUGAGAAUGUGCAGCAGAGGCUGUGUUGAGAAUCCACAGAAGGGGGUCUUCUAGUGACAAGUCAAUACUGAGAUCCUAAAAUACAGAGCUGUAGUUGUGUGGAUAUGACACAAUUUCAAAAACCUCAGGGUGUUUAAUUUACAUGUAUAUCUGAGAGUAUCUACAACCUUUUGCAUGACAGUGGACACAGCAGACAAAUGAGUAGUAUUGGGUCAAUCUUUUAGUGAUCUUGGUGCAUUGUAUAGAUCUGAAGCUGAGCUGACAGACAGGAUUGCUUUCAUACAUUCAUCCACCCAUUUAAGAGGCAUAUUUAGUGCGAGACUGAGGAUUGUCCAUCUUUUGGGGUCACAUGCAAACUUGAUGUCAUUAUGAGGAUAUUAUGAUUUAGACCCCAUGAAUCAUCACUUAAUGCAAACCUAGGGAUAUUCUCAUGUUCGGCCCAUAAUUCAUUCAUUUAUACAGAAGAAAUUGCUCUUAAUUAAUAGAAAAGGCAAAACUUCACUGAUGAUCAAUAUAUGAUCAAGAAUGAUUUAUAAAUGACAUCAACAGCAAGGACCACAAGCCACCACUCAUCAUAAUUAAUACAUACUGCCACAUUUGGCAAGACUAAACAACAUAUAUAACCCUCUGUCAUGUGUCUUGCCUCUUAUCUAUGGAAAUUGUCAAACUCAUAAAGACAUUGGUAUUGUCAUUAUUAGAGAUGAUAUGCUUGCUACUAAAAUAUUCAUUAAUCCAAAUUUUUACUUGAUCUUUCUGCACUAAAAUCUACCUUUGAUUUAUUCAGGUAAACUAAUUUUGUGGGUGUCAACACAAAUCAAUCAUUACAUUUUAAAGUUCAUAAAUUUCCUGUCUUCUAGCAGAAUACAUAUGAGAGCAGUAAAGAUAUGAAAAAAUGUCUUGCAGGUAAAUAGGAAAUAUGACUUUUUUGCACUUAAAAUUUGCAUUAUAUAGAAAUUGAAAGUUUAAAACAACAUGCAUACUAGGAGUAUUGUCAGUUUUUGGUAUUGCACAGAGCAACCAUGUCUUUAUACCUCAGAGUGUAAGAUAGAACUUGAAAAAUUAGAGUUACAGAUAAAAUUUUCAAAACAUCAGCUAAAAAUUGUUGAUAUUGAUGUAGGUGGUCUAAAGAAUCACUGUUCUGUUUGAAAAAUAUAUCAGCCAAAUGAAUGAAUGGACAACAUUUGAAUUUGUUCCAAGUGUAAUCAUUGAAACACACGUCUAGAGGUAUACUGACAGUUCAUUAGUUGAAACAGAAACAGUCAGAUCGUGCAGACUGAUAUUGAACUUACCCUUCCACCACAAAAUGUAGUUCUUAACUUUUUUCCUAAAUUUAAUUUGACUUUUAAUUUUUUUCCCAUCUGGAUUGGAUUAUGUAAUAAAUAUAUAGUGCAUUGUAUAUAAUCAAAUUGUAUUGCAUUGAUGAAUUGCAAACUUUGAUUUGUGAUUAUUCAUAAUGUGUUUUGUAUCACUCAAAAUUUGGCAGGAAUGAGCUUCCACUGGUUCUUGCUUUAUGAUGUUGAUUUUAGUCACAGGGCAUUUUGAAUAGUUUCAAAUUGAUCAAAUCAUUGCACUGACUCCAUGGGAGAGAUACUGCCAAAAUAUGCUGGGCAUUUACAUGAUGUUUUGUUUGAUAUACAAGAAUCUCUGAAUCAUUGCAUUAUUUUAAAAUCAGUAAAAGCAUUUAUUUCCUAGCUCAGGUACAUGUAUUAUAUACAGAGAUAUUUUCUUUAUUAAUUUAUUUGAAAUACAUUGUACAUACUUUUACAAGCAUUAGUUUUUGUUAUUGACAUUUUUUUUUUAAAUAUAUUGAACGUUGUGGUUUUAUGAUUCAGAUACAUGUAGGAAGUUUUGUUCAAUUUAUAAAUGCUGUUCUUGUAUUGCAAUUUAAAUGCAGUAUGUGAUGAUA
This is a messenger RNA of Ostrea edulis (European flat oyster), 3652 nucleotides long. Its product is annotated as high-affinity choline transporter 1-like. The transcript has 11 exons. Gene Ontology annotation, molecular function: choline:sodium symporter activity. Lineage: Eukaryota; Metazoa; Mollusca; Bivalvia; Ostreida; Ostreidae. The record is from RefSeq and is a predicted model, not a curated record. The coding region runs from base 102 to 1685 and encodes 527 amino acids. Gene Ontology annotation, cellular component: plasma membrane. Gene Ontology annotation, biological process: choline transport; acetylcholine biosynthetic process; transmembrane transport.